UUGACCUCCACGCACCAACCAAACUCCACUUCAUCCUCUCGCUCUCCGACUCUAAUCGUGGCGUUCGCUUUGAUUCCGCCGACAUCGAAUUAUUAUUGCGCCAGCUUAAUUCAACGGCAAUUGGCGAUUUAUCCAAGACUGGGCUUUUCUUGCGUUGAUCCAGCUCAUGUUCCUGUUCUUUCUUUUCCAAUACCAACGCCUCUUAACAGACGUUUGUCAGUCUCUCAUGCUCUCCUCCCACUAGCCUCUCAUGCCCGCCAUUUCGAGAAUUGAGGCUCCUUGACAACCAUGAAAGCCUCGGCACGCCAUUUAUCCAGCUCCAAUGCCUUCCAGAGCUAUCUGAGAGCAAUCAAUUCCCAACCCAUCACUCUAUACCAACGACGGACCUUAUGUACAGGCUGCCUGACUGGUCUGCGAGCACGAAAUGGGAGAAAGAGCAACUACAGCCCCACCCACCGAGCACUGCAUACAGCUGCACCUCUCCCGAAACGAAGCCUUGUUACCCUCCGAAAUGUCACUACCCGACGGAAAUCGUUCUCAAGAGGGCUGCAGAGAAGAACAUUUGCUAGCGUCAACCACGUUGCCACACAUGGUCCGUUAGAAGAGUACGAUGAGAGAGUUCACUCGAGGAAGUUACGGGAUGAUGAACAUCAAAGAACACUCGUCGAACAUCUCCAAGACCUGCACGAGAGUCUCAAAGAUUACACGGCACCGAAAGUCGUUCACCCGACCAUCGAGGACCUGCAACCGCCCAAGAAAUCCAUGUUCGGUUCACUCUUUGGCGGUGACAAGAAGAAAAAGGUCAUCAAUGAAAUUCCAGCCGACCUGCCCAAGGGCCUCUACAUGUAUGGCGAUGUAGGCUCCGGCAAGACCAUGCUCAUGGAUUUGUUUUACGAAACCCUCCCUCCCAACAUCACGUCCAAGACGAGAAUUCACUUUCACAAUUUCAUGCAGGAUGUCCAUAAACGACUACACAAAAUUCGAAUGCAGCAAGGCAGCGAAUUCGAUGCCGUCCCUUUUGUCGCCGCCGAUAUUGCCGAAACCGCUUCGGUGCUAUGCUUUGAUGAAUUCCAGUGCACCGAUGUGGCUGAUGCCAUGAUCCUACGGCGACUUUUGGAGGCUCUCAUGUCACACGGCGUCGUUCUGGUGACCACAUCGAAUCGACAUCCUGACGACUUGUACAAAAACGGUAUCCAGCGUCAAUCUUUUAUUCCCUGCAUCAAUCUCCUUAAAAAGCAACUUCGAGUCAUCAACCUCGACUCUUCGACCGAUUAUAGAAAACUUCCUCGACCCCCUUCCGGAGUGUACCACCAUCCUCUCGAUCGGGCGGCAGUUUCGCAUGCCAACAAAUGGUUUUCAUUUCUUGGUGACCCCGAGAAUGACCCCCCGCACCCAACCACAAUUACCGUUUGGGGCCGGGAUGUCCAGAUCCCUUUGGUCUCUGGACGAGCAGCCCGAUUCGACUUUCAUGAACUCAUAGGACGAGCGACUGGAGCGGCCGAUUACAUCGAAAUGAUGCGCAGUUUUGACGCAUUUAUUGUCACCGACGUUCCCGGAAUGACCCAUCGUGAAAGAGAUUGGGCUCGUCGAUUCAUCACCUUUAUCGAUGCUGUUUACGAGUCGCAAGCAAAACUAGUCCUCACCACUGCCGUCCCAUUGAGUCAACUGUUUCUCAGCAAGGCUGAGCUUGGUGAGUCAUUAGGGAAUGUGACCAAGAAGGUAGACCAGAAAGACUCAGAUGUCAGCCCCGAUGACCGGAAAGUGGCUGAAUCGGUCAAAGCCAAUGAAGGUGGCCCUCACGAUCGACCUGGCCAAGGGGAGGGUGAAGGUGCGGAUGUUGACGACGUAAUGCGCAACCUCAUGGACGAUUUGGGAAUGAGCAUGAGCAUGUUGAAAUCGAGCAGUAUCUUUAGUGGGGAUGAGGAGAGAUUCGCCUUUGCCCGUGCGCUGUCGAGAUUGAGCGAAAUGGGAAGUCAAGAAUGGGUAGAAAGAGGAUUGGGACUAGAAAAGAGAGGUGGCUUGGGCGAGAAGGAAGGAUGGCAAAGGGUUCGAUCAAGAUGGAGGGAAGAUAGUCUUUAGAUAGAAGGUGAGAUGAAUUAUGAUGAUUGAAUAGACGUGACAUCUAUCUCACUUGAC
Messenger RNA from Exophiala mesophila, 2136 nucleotides. RefSeq lists its product as uncharacterized. Gene Ontology annotation, biological process: protein quality control for misfolded or incompletely synthesized proteins. Gene Ontology annotation, molecular function: ATP binding; ATP hydrolysis activity. The coding region runs from base 289 to 2079 and encodes 596 amino acids. Gene Ontology annotation, cellular component: cytoplasm; mitochondrion. The record is from RefSeq and is a predicted model, not a curated record. Lineage: Eukaryota; Fungi; Ascomycota; Eurotiomycetes; Chaetothyriales; Herpotrichiellaceae. The transcript has 2 exons.